AUGUGCACUGAAUGUGACAAAGGCUUCUCCAAGAAAUCACAGCUGAUUAGUCACCAGAAAACUCAUACAGGUGAGAAGCCGUACGUAUGUAAUGAGUGUGGAAAAGGCUUCAUCAAGAGGUCUCAGCUCAUCGACCACCAGAGUGUUCAUACAGGAGAGAAACCUUAUGGAUGCAGCAUAUGUGAGAAAGCCUUCGCCACAAAGUUCAGACUCAUUCGACAUCAGAGGACUCACACAGGAGAGAAACCCUACAAAUGUGCAGUAUGUGACAAAGCCUUCCGCUUUAACUCAAAUCUCCAUUCCCAUCAGAAGAAUCAUACUGGAGAGAAACCAUACAUAUGCAGUGAUUGUGGGAGGGGCUUCAUCCAUAAGGCCAGCCUCAUUGUACAUCAGCGAAUUCAUACUGGAGAGAAGCCAUAUAUAUGCAAUGAGUGUGGAAAAGCCUUCAAUCAGAAGGGCAACCUUCUUAUACACCAGCGAAGUCAUACUGGAGAGAAACCCCAUGUGUGCAAUGAUUGUGGGAAACGCUUCAGCCAGAAGACAUGCCUCGUAGCUCAUCAGAGAUUUCACACGGGGAAGAAUCCCUUUGUUUGCACUGAGUGUGGGAAACCCUGUUCAUACAAGGCAGUUCUCAUCAGCCAUCAGAGAAUCCACACAGGUGAAAAGCCCUACUUAUGCAGUGACUGUGGGAAAGCUUUUAAAGAUAAUUCAUACUUCAAUAGCCAUCGGAAAACUCACACUGGAGAGAGACCUUAUGGAUGCACUGACUGUGGGAGAGCUUUCUCCUCCUCGUCAAGCUUUGUUCAUCACAAACGGAUGCUGCACGCAAGAGAGAAACAUGGUUCAGUCAAGGUGGAGAAUUCUUUCUCAAAGACUCAUACUUCCUCAUGUACACGUGAUCUCACUCAGGCGAGAAACCCU
This is a messenger RNA of Orycteropus afer afer, 921 nucleotides long. Lineage: Eukaryota; Metazoa; Chordata; Mammalia; Tubulidentata; Orycteropodidae. The record is from RefSeq and is a predicted model, not a curated record.